CCCAGCUUCUGAAUUGGAACCAGCCGACCGUGAAGAAGACGAAAACUUUAAAUUUUAAUGAAAUAUUUAUAAUUCUACUUCAAAAAUGGGUGGCGGAGGCCAUGAGAUGCCAAAAAUCCCCAAAUAUACACAUUACAAGUGGGAAAAUUGUCCUCAAAUAGUAAACCUUCAAAAACGUUUAGCUGUACACGGACUUAAGGAUCCUUGGGCUAGAAACUAUGCUUGGAAAUUCAUGAACCCACUCACUAAAGGCAAGACUAUCCCUUGGUACAUGAUGUGGCAAGUGAAUUCACCACUUCCCAGAGGUUUUACUAUUGGUGGUGUUGCUGUUGUUUUGUACAUAGCAUUUGACCAGCUCUCAGGGCAAGCUGCCAAGAGGAAAGCUCACGGAGGUCACUAGAUGGAAGUUUAUAUGUUAGAUUAUAUUAAUUUUAUGCAACAAUAACAAAAAAGUAAAAAAAAAAGUUUGCUUUAAUUUGUUUUUCGUGAAUUUUCAGGACUCUGAAAUAAUUUGAUUUUUCUUUAAUAAUUUAGAUAAAGGUGUUCGGCGUAUUUGUAAUAUACGGAAUAUAAUGACAUUAUAAAUUGAUGCCAACAUUAAAUUUACAAGUGAAAAUAUAAACACACAUUUGAAAACUGUAUAGAUAUCAGCAUCUUUGUAGUAUUCCUCUUUUUGUUUUUUAUGAUUGGAUAAAAUAAUAAAACCAA
Molecule: messenger RNA, 708 nt
Organism: Ruditapes philippinarum (Manila clam)
Lineage: Eukaryota; Metazoa; Mollusca; Bivalvia; Venerida; Veneridae
Product: NADH dehydrogenase [ubiquinone] 1 beta subcomplex subunit 3-like
Exons: 3
Coding region: 86-400 (104 amino acids)
Biological process (GO): electron transport chain
Cellular component (GO): mitochondrion
Source: RefSeq, a predicted model, not a curated record